AUGACCUUUUGGUCGAUAAUCAGCUAUAUUAAAAGAUUAGCCUAUGAGAAUACUCUUUUAAAUGCAGAGAAUCAUAUACUUCGAAAGGCAAAUGUAGUAUUAAGCAAAUGUCGAUAUGCUAAAAAGAUUCAAUUACGCAAUGAAGGAGUACUUAUUGGACAAGAAGCUGAAGAUAUAUUAUCUCAACAAAAGGUUGAUAUUCAGAUUCAAUGCGACAAGCGUCGAAAUGGGGGGAAUUCUAAUGGGGAAGCAUCUUCUAAUCGAUGCUAUAGAACGGAUCCUUACAUCCCAAGACGUUUCUAUUCUCUCAUCUCUUACCUCUCAUUACGAAUUAGCUUUCCAAAAUAA
Molecule: messenger RNA, 348 nt
Organism: Sclerotinia sclerotiorum 1980 UF-70
Lineage: Eukaryota; Fungi; Ascomycota; Leotiomycetes; Helotiales; Sclerotiniaceae
Exons: 3
Coding region: 1-348 (115 amino acids)
Source: RefSeq, a predicted model, not a curated record